CGUAACGGAUCUUGUCAAAUUUUGUCUCAUGAUGGUUUGGUAUUGAUAAUAUAUUCAUUAUACCUAGAUAGAUGAAUUUGGCUUAAACAAGGCCUGCUCGUAUUUUGGUUAUAAUUACAAAUAUUUAUGUUUUAACAGUUUACAAUUUAAUUUCGUAUUUUUGUUGAGUGGAUACUUAUAAUUACUUAAAAAUGGAACCAAUGACUUUAGGGAGUCCUACUCAUUCUCCUUCUGGAAGUCCAAACGUGGGUUAUUUACCGCCGUUUUUAUUAGGAGAAAUAAACCCUCCACCUUUGUCAAGCUUAUCACCUCGACCAAAUAGCUUAUCCCCUACAAAAGGUCGUAGUCUAGCUUUCGGUUCACCUACAAGCCCGACACAAACUUCAACACCAGAUCAGAAAAUGUACAGGCAGAAUAUGUCAAUUCAUCAACAGGCUCUUUAUAACCAGCAACAAAAUUUAUUUGCUAAUAUACCAACAUCACCUAAUAUUUCAUAUUCUAACAAAGCAAAUGGACCACCAAUAGAAGACUUAUUUGAUACAAUUAAGAGCAAUGAGCCUUCGGCUAACAAAUCACUUUUUCAAGAAAAUAGUUUCAUAGGGUAUGGGAAUAAUAACUCAAUGAUGCAGAAUUCUUAUGUUAAUAAUAUAUCUGUGAAUAACCAGUCUUUGACAAACCAGUGGCAAGACGGCUGCCAGGAGCAGGAUGAGUACUGGAUAACUGUGUUUGGUUUUCCUCCUAAUGCUGCAAACACAGUUUUAGCAAGAUUCAGUAAUUGUGGUGCCAUACUGGAUAAACAAUAUCCCACACAAGGUAAUUGGGCUCAUGUUCGAUAUGCUACUAGAGCUGAAAAGGAGAGGGCCAUGGCCCUCAAUGGAAGACAAGUGCUACCUGGUGUCAUGGUUGGCGUAGUGGAGUGUAGAGAACCUCCUCGCAUAAAUGUUGCUAGCCCAGGGACUUUUACAGAAAGGCAAACUACAGCAAGAUCACUUUGUCCUACACCAAUUCCAUCAGCUCCAGUACCUCAGAGGUCCACUGGUCUCAUAUCAAAAGCAUUAGAUUAUGUACUUGGCUGGUGACAAACACUAUACUACAGACCUUUGAAUAAUUUGUUUUAUACCUGGAAAUGGAAUGAAAUGUAAUUGAUGUACAAAUGACUGAAUCUAAAUGUAUAUAAACAAUUACUAUGUUUUAUUAGGGCAAUUGAAGACAAAUAAAAUAUCAUGUAA
This is a messenger RNA of Vanessa atalanta (red admiral), 1229 nucleotides long. RefSeq names its product nucleoporin Nup35 (gene Nup35). Gene Ontology annotation, cellular component: nuclear membrane; nuclear pore nuclear basket; nuclear pore central transport channel. Gene Ontology annotation, biological process: regulation of DNA-templated transcription; NLS-bearing protein import into nucleus; nuclear pore organization. Lineage: Eukaryota; Metazoa; Arthropoda; Insecta; Lepidoptera; Nymphalidae. The record is from RefSeq and is a predicted model, not a curated record. Gene Ontology annotation, molecular function: single-stranded DNA binding; phospholipid binding; structural constituent of nuclear pore. Bases 192 to 1079 code for a protein of 295 amino acids. The transcript has 4 exons.